Messenger RNA from Temnothorax curvispinosus, 4736 nucleotides. It is a transcript of the gene Stim, whose product is annotated as stromal interaction molecule homolog. Gene Ontology annotation, cellular component: endoplasmic reticulum; plasma membrane. Gene Ontology annotation, biological process: intracellular calcium ion homeostasis; store-operated calcium entry; activation of store-operated calcium channel activity. Lineage: Eukaryota; Metazoa; Arthropoda; Insecta; Hymenoptera; Formicidae. The transcript is spliced from 11 exons. The coding region runs from base 1 to 2079 and encodes 692 amino acids. The record is from RefSeq and is a predicted model, not a curated record. Gene Ontology annotation, molecular function: calcium channel regulator activity; calcium ion binding; protein binding.
AUGCGAACAUCCGUGAACCUUGACGCGCUUAUAUUACUGGCAAUUCAUUUGUUGUCCUGCUCCCUCGGCACGGUAGCGGCUAGCGGCGGAGCUCUCGAUUCUACCCCAACCUUCCAAACCGGUGCCUCGAGCACUUCACAUUCCAAAAUAGCAGCCUUCUCCGCCACCCUUACCAAUGGAUUGGCCCAAGCGGUGGCUCACGAAUCUAAUGCUGAUACUUGUAACGAUGACCUAGCUUGCAUCACUAUGGCUUCUCACGAUCGGUUAGGUUUAGAGGCUAUAAAAUCUCUCCACAGUCAAUUGGACGACGACGCUAAUGGAAAUGUCGAUUUAUCUGAAUCGGAUGACUUUUUGAGAGAAGAACUACAGUACGAAGCUGGUUAUGAACGGAGGCAGAGGGCUUUCCAUCACAAUGACGACAUGCAUAUUAGCGUACGAGAACUCUGGGAAGCCUGGUUGCGAUCAGAGGUUCAUAAUUGGACUAUAGAACAAACGUCAGAAUGGUUAACUUCCAACGUUGAGCUUCCUCAAUAUGUUCCUACUUUUAUACAACACCGUGUAACUGGUGCUACGCUUCCUCGAUUAGCUGUGAACAAUAUGCAGUAUCUUAGCAAUGUUCUGGGUAUCAAAGAUCCUAUCCACAAACAAAAAAUUGCUCUAAAGGCAAUGGAUGUUGUUCUUUUUGGACCCCCCAAAGAUGCUGGACACAAUGUCAAAGAUUUGGUAUUGGUUACAUUAUUAUUUGGAGCACUUAUUGGUUGCUGGUAUGCAUAUCAACAAAAGAAAAAUUCACAAAAGCAUCUUCAUAGAAUGAUGAAGGACAUGGAAAGUUUGCACAAAGCAGAACUCGCACUGGAAACGUUGCAGAAAGAACUGGAAAGAGCAAGAAUGGAACAAGAAAGUGUGGCAACUGAAAAGCAGAAUUUGGAAAAACGUUUGCAAGAUGAGAGCUUGGGAUUACAUACUUCGUAUUCAGAUCUUGAAGUGUCACAGUUGAAAGCGGAAAUCGAAAUGUUGAAAUUAGAAUUGCAACGUGCUGAGGGUGAACUUGAAGACAGAUGCUGGUCACCACCAGCUGGAUUGCAGCACUGGCUACAAUUGACUCAUGAAAUUGAAAACAAAGCGUACACGAAUAAAAAAAUAUCAGCUGAAAAACAACUUCAACAAGCACGAGAAGCGUGCGAAAAAUUGCGAAAGAAACGUUCCAGCCUGGUAGGUGCCUUUGUUUCGACUCAUGGAAAGUCUAUCGACGAAGUUGAUAAGAGCAUUGUUGAAGCAAGAACUGCCUUGAACGAAGUAACAAAUGAGUUGAAAGAAAGAGUGCAUCGUUGGAAGCAGAUUGAAUUACUCUGCGGUUUCAACAUAAUUAACAAUAAUGGUUUAACGUACUUAGAGACAGUUUUAUACAGAGGAACACCUAAUGGUAGAGGUCUCGGGCUCAGAGGACGACUCAGUAGCCAAGAUGAUUUAGAUGAUGAGGCAAGUUCAGUGUACGCACCAUCGUCAGUCAGUGCAGUCACUGCAGGUAUUUUGGAGAAUUCAGCGUGGAAGGAAUCAUCGGUGCCGCCCGGUGGUCGAUUUGGAAAUGAACUCUCCGAUUCUUCGAGCAGCGAAGCGGAGAAAGAAACACAUGGGAUCGUUCACUUUGUACUAGGUGAUGGACCAGAAGAGCCCGCUGGAGUCUCCGGGAAAACUGCGCCGUACAAAGAAAAGUUCAGCAUUGUACGUUCUUACAGCCAGGACACAAAUAUAUUGGUCAACGAGGACAAGACUUCUUCGUCGUUUCCGAAAACGUCGUAUUCAGAAAAUUCACUCGACAUCUCGGAUAGGUCCAGUUGUCGUCCUGCGACAGCGUUGACGACUGCAAUGACGACAAUGACAGCGGCGACGAUGACAACAACGACAACGACAACGACAACGGGCGCAAAGAAAUUGUUUAGAGAAUUACCUACAGUAAUGUCAGUCGACGAUGAGACGCUCUCGACCGAUUCCAAUUCUACCGCCGACAACGAUGAGCUUAAACGAAGGCGCAGGAAGCUCUUUCCAGCCUUUAGAAAGAACAAAACUAAAAUUACGUGAUGUCCGCUAGUCACAUAAUCUCAUUUGUUACUUACGUGCUAUCCGUUAUAAUUAGUUGUAAUCGCGACAUGCACUUAAGAAUUAUUUUACCAGUACGUAUUAAUUGUUAGCUACUAUUAUUCACAUGACAGACAUACACAAACACAUACAUUCUCUCUAUCUCUUUGUUCUUUUUUUUCUUUUCCUUUGCGCGCGUAUAAAUUCACGGAAAUGUAACGAUCGUUUAGGAUGUUUGUUACCCCGGUGUUCCUUCCACUUUGCCAAACUUGCGUAUGCGCAAAAUAAUAACGAAAUAUAAGUCAACGGAUACACCACGGAAAGACAUCCGACCUAGAUAAAUAGAUUUUUAGACGUGCAAUAUUGAAAAGUUUUAAUAUUAUGGCAAUAUAUAUUUUCGGUAUGUACUUUUUAGGAGACCAAACGUUCUCCAAGCCGCAAACUUUUAUGAAAUAAGAUUUUUUCACGAUGACGUUAGUAAUAAUAAUAAUAAUAAUUAUCGUUAGUGUAAUCUUUUUUAUCGCGAUAUAAUUCCGUAGUUUUAGUCAUCGUCUGGAUACUGGGCUGGGCACAACGUUAAUGUUGAAAGUAUACUCUUGUCUUGUCAUUCGCUUUUACGUAUACGUGUUAUGAAGAAUGAUUAACAAAGAUAUAUGGCAGCAAGCAAGGGUAUCCUCGAGUAAAACGUAAAAUGAUAUCAAGUUAUUAAAAUUAUCGUUACGUCUCAUACCGUCCAUAUAUACUGGCAAUACAAGUGAUUUACUUCGGCACUUUGGCAAAGCGAAAACGUUAUAAUACAAAUUUUAUACAUUUGUACUACAUAUGUACUCGUAAGUAGAUUGAGUGUAAAAUACCGUGCAAGAUUUUAUCAGAAACGCGCGCUUAAAACAAUUAAUGAUAGCGAAAUAAUUUUUUCCACAUCUUGUACAAACAUAUUCUAACAGACAACAAUGGGAUUUCCUUGUAUUUGAAUCCUUGUACGUACAUCUUCAACCUGUAGAAAUCUUUAUGCAAGAAUGUACAUUCGUUAGAUGAAUCUUAAAAUGAAUUAGCUAUACAGGUCGCUGCUGUAUAGUCGUACAGAAUUUUCGGUAAAUUUAGACUGUUUCAGAGUGAGCACGUUCAAAGCCCUGUUUCUUUCCAUACGUUUUUACUUCAAAUCUUGAUGCCGCUAGAACGUAAUUAUAUUAUAUUGUGUACAUAGACAUACGUGAUAUAUUUUAACAUCGUUAAUACUUGACCUUCACUUAAUGCACUCAGCUCAGAAUCAAAUAGCUUACAGGAUGGCUUACAUCAUAGCGAGGCUGGGACUCCGUAAUUUUAGUACGUUGUUAAAAGAUUGUCACUGUUAUUUUACGCUCGCGCGAACGCGUAAAUACAAUUAUGUAACUAUUUCCCAACAUGCUAGAUUCGUUUGCAGAUGAUGUUUUGGCACGUUAGUCUAUUUGAAUAGUAUUUUUAUUGAAUCUACGUAUUCCUUUGCGGUAUGCUCAAAUAUGUUAGUCGCACAAUUUCCAUCUUCAUGAUAAAAUUGUUUUGAGUGACUUUGGUGAAAAAUGUAUAAAUUUUCUGACCAAGCUGACCACGCAUCUCAAUUUCAGUAUAACGUAACAUUCAGAAUGUUUUACUUGUAAACACCUUUUUUUCUGAUGAUUAUAACACACUUUACAUUAACGCAUAACGACAAAUAAUUCAAUAAUUGUAAUGCUGUAUUAUUAGUAAUUUGCUGGAGCGUCAAACUUGCUCAUCUUUAUACAGAAUUUUAUGAACGGAAAAGUUAACAAUUUUAUCAUUAUUGCAAGCGAAAAAAUAUGAGAUUGAAAUGUGUCAACUUUGUCACAAGCAUGGUCGCUAGCUCUCCACAAAAUGUUCUUCCUUAGAGAUUUUUGAAGCAAUGAAUUUAUAUUUGCAAAGGACAGUUUCCAAGGCUAUAUGUAUCUCCAUGUUAUUUUUGAAAUGAAUGAUAGAUUUGACCUUACUACUUAUUAAGCAGUAUGAGUAAAGUUAUAUGAGGAUUUGAUCCGCGCUGCGGAUCAAAUUUUCGUUAAAGUUGAAUAUAUAAAAAUAGACAAUUUUGUUAGUAUAUUCGUAUUUAAAUUAUUAUAUUCUUGAUACAAUAUUAGGAUACCGGUUGCAAAUGCCACGCGUCUUCCUCGGAAUAUAAAAGUGACAAAAAUAAAUGAACCAAGAUUAAAAAAUUGCCAAACAAAUAAUAACAGAACGUAAUAAAAUAAAAAAGUAGAAUUACAUUUAAAAAAUUGUGUUUCUUUCGUAUGGACUUGACGAACGUUGUUUUAUAAUUUGUCUUAUAUUCAUUUUAUUUAUAUUAUUUUACAGACUUUAAUAAUCAGCCACGCGCCGGCUAAAAAAUAUUUAUUAUCAAUCGAUCACGUUCACAAAGGUUUUAUUUGAUUUUAUUUAACAUCACACAUGCUAUUAUCAACUAUAUUCCUAACAAAUCACUCGAGAAAAUUCACACGUAUCGAUUACGUUCGAUAUUAUUAAUUAACGUCGUUUAUACGAACUUAGAUUUUGAAACGUAAAUAAAGUGACCUAUGCGCAGAGUUUACAUUUAAUAGCGAUAAACGCAACGCCGUCCAUACAGUAUAAAUAUGUAAUCUGCCGAUAUACAAUAAAUAAGCAUCUCAUCAAGAUUCAAA